GCGCGGCUCUGAUUGGCUGCCCCGCGCCAGGAAGGUUCGGGGGUGGAAGGUCGGGACUCCCCCGUGCCAAGGUUUCCGCUGCAGCGCGGCUCCAGGCCGGGGAGGGCAGAAUGGGUUUGGACUGGAUUGGUUUUGGCUAUGCAGCAUUGGUUACAUCAGGUGGAAUAAUUGGCUAUGCAAAAGCAGGUAGUGUCCCAUCUCUAGCUGCUGGUCUUCUCUUCGGGAGCUUAGCUGGACUGGGUGCUUACCAGCUGUCUCAGAAUCCAAAAAAUGUGUGGCUUUCUCUGAUUGCAUCUGGAACACUGACUGGAGUUAUGGGAAUGAGAUUUUACAACUCUGGAAAAGUCAUGCCUGCAGGUCUAAUUGCUGGUGCCAGUCUGCUAAUGGUUGGGAGACUUGGACUGAAGAUGAUUGAAAAGCCCCAUGACCCAUAAUGGUGAACGUCAUGUGACUUAAUGUGUCAAUAGGAAGCCUGAAAAUUCAGCUGCCUGAAUGUUCAGAGAGUACACAACUGUUCUUACAUCAAAUAUUUUUUUUUUUUUUUUUUUUAAGAUUGGGGGGAAAUUGAUGGGUUGGAUGGGUGUUAAGUAUACAAAAAGUCAUUUGUUUCAGCAGUCAAUAUUUAUCCCUACUUUGUCCUGAGAAGUUGGGUUAGUGUUAAUUUAAAUUUCUCCUAAUACAUCUUUCAUUAACCACUCCCAUUUUGAGCAGUCCAAAAAAAUAUAUAUAUAGACAACAUACGAGGGAGAGAGGGAACUGGUGUCUAACAUCAUGAUAAAGAAAAUUCCCACUCUGGGCCAACAGGAGUACUUGGUCAAAUGCAAUAUAAAUAUACAUAUAUGGUUACUCUGCAUGCAAACUAUCAGAAUGCUUUACCUGACUGCAGUUUGGCUGUAAGAAUGUGUCUAACACCAGCUGAAUAUUUUAUUGCAAAAUUAUGUUGAGCAACAUGUCAUUUAAAGGAGAUUGAUUUUUAUACUAAUAAAAACUGAGAACUUAUAUUGCAAAACUAUUUCCUUUAUUGGGCAAGUCUGGGUUGGGGCUAGUUUGUGCCCUUCCUGUGGCUUACCUUUUCUUUUCUUAAGGAAAUCUUUUCAGUGUACUGUUCUCCAUAUGCAGUCUUUGAUCAUGUAAAGAAAGAUAACUCUUAAAUGGAGGGGAAGAAGACAGAAUUAAGUGUGUACAUUGUGUUAAUACUGCAUUAAAGACUCUUUAAAGAAGAAA
Molecule: messenger RNA, 1224 nt
Organism: Malaclemys terrapin pileata
Lineage: Eukaryota; Metazoa; Chordata; Testudines; Emydidae
Product: transmembrane protein 14C-like
Exons: 5
Coding region: 111-434 (107 amino acids)
Biological process (GO): regulation of heme biosynthetic process
Cellular component (GO): mitochondrial membrane
Source: RefSeq, a predicted model, not a curated record